Suillus fuscotomentosus is the source of this 180-nucleotide messenger RNA. RefSeq lists its product as uncharacterized. The record is from RefSeq and is a predicted model, not a curated record. NCBI's taxonomy places the organism in Eukaryota, Fungi, Basidiomycota, Agaricomycetes, Boletales, Suillaceae. The transcript has a single exon. The annotation marks the transcript as partial. Gene Ontology annotation, molecular function: protein dimerization activity.
CAUUUUUAUGGAUUUCCGAUGAUUUCACGCAUCAUGCGCGACGUUCUUGCCGUUUCAAAUGCCGUCUCUCCCGUCGACCGACUCUUUUCGAAGUUGCGGCACGUAUGUACUGAUCCGUGGUUUUUCCUUGCGGCAGCAACUGUGACACAGUUUAUGUACACGAAACCAUGGAUCCGGUAA